Coniosporium apollinis CBS 100218 is the source of this 2328-nucleotide messenger RNA. RefSeq lists its product as uncharacterized. Bases 1 to 2328 code for a protein of 775 amino acids. The record is from RefSeq and is a predicted model, not a curated record. Gene Ontology annotation, biological process: intracellular calcium ion homeostasis; calcium ion transmembrane transport. Gene Ontology annotation, molecular function: calcium:proton antiporter activity. The transcript has 3 exons. Lineage: Eukaryota; Fungi; Ascomycota; Dothideomycetes. Gene Ontology annotation, cellular component: fungal-type vacuole membrane.
AUGGGAGAGCCCUCUGAUGAUUCGAGCUAUUUAGACCGUAUCAAGUCUUGGGCAAAGACCCAUGCGUCCACCUCCACCAGCGAGAAGACAGCCUCCAUCUUACCUGUGAGCACCGCCACUCGCAAUGGCGCAAACCGCACCUCUCAGUCUACAAACAACCGCUCUGGUCCAGGCCACCAGCGAGAGAAUGACGGCAGCAGCUCUGCUGCGCGCACCAUCGUUGCGGCUGGUGCGUCCUCAAAUACACACGCCGUUGCGCCGCCUCCAGUCGAUAGCGCAGUGGAAGGAGGGGCAUCUACCGCCGUAGAAGGCGAAAAGCAGAAGGAGAAACGCAAUAUCAUAACCAGAACCAAAGAUGGCUCAAAACGCUUCUUCAAACAUACCAAAGAUGCCCUGCUGCACAGCUGGAUCAACGUGCUGCUUGUCUUCGUCCCUAUUGGCAUUGCCGUCAAUGCUGCCGGACUGAGUCCUGAGAUAGUGUUCGCUAUGAACGCUAUCGCCGUCAUACCCUUGGCUGGCUUGCUCAGUUAUGCAACCGAAAGCGUUGCGAGUCGACUUGGAGACACGUUAGGAGCGCUGCUCAACGUUAGCUUCGGCAACGCUGUAGAGUUGAUCAUCUUUAUUAUUGCACUCACGAAAGACCAGAUAGCGAUCGUGCAAGCAUCUCUCAUUGGUUCGAUCCUAUCCAAUCUCUUGCUCAUUCUCGGCAUGGCCUUUCUGGCUGGCGGCCUUCGCUAUCGAGAGCAGAUCUACAACAGCACUGUCACGCAGAUGAGCGCUUGUCUCCUCAGUCUGAGUGUUGUGAGCCUCUUGCUACCGACAGCCUUCCACGCGGCUUUCAAUCAAGAGUCUACAGACAAUGGCGAUGCUGAUCGGUUCACGCUUAAAGUCAGCCGCGGAACAAGCGUUAUUCUGCUUCUGGUCUACAUCCUGUACCUGCUAUUCCAGCUCAAGUCCCAUGCAUAUCUGUAUGAGAGCACACCGCAGCAUGUCAUCGACGAGGAGUCACAACCCGGAAUACUCGCCGAUAUUCUAGAUUCGUCAAGUUCAUCUAGCUCUUCGAGCAGUUCUAGCAGUAGCGACUCAGACUCCACAUCAGGCUCUGAAACUACGGCGAAACGCAUCAAAAGAGCAUUCAAGGGCCGAAGUCGUCGCAAGUCCAGCGUGAGCACUCGCGAGGCGCCUUCGGUCCCUUCGUUUUCAAGCAGCCCUCCUGCGGACCUACAUCAAAGCGUCUCUGAAGAUGAUCACGGUGCUCAUGAUCCUGCUCUUAGCAAGCACCAGCAGAGGCAUCGCGGAUCGACAUUUGGAAUGUUGAUGAGUGGUGAUGAAGCAGACGUCGAUGUUCCGAGAGCAAGAGAUUUCGAGACGUCACCUGCUGGCUCCGCUAAAUCAGGCGGCCACAAGCGCAACAAAAAGACUAAAAGAAGGGACCGAAGGUACCGUAACGCUCGUGUAGAGCAUCACGAGCUCUCUGAAAAGCAAGCCAUGGAGAAUACAGAGGAGCAAUCCGCCGUAGCAGAUCAAAGCGGUCCCCGAGUUGGUUUUGUAGAAGAAGUUGCGGUGGCAUCUACCACACACCUAUCGAAGCGCCCGUUCAAUUUGCGGCAACUCUCAUCUCGACCCAGUCUCCGUAGUACUUUGCCCAGCGUCUUGGCCAACAACGUCUUUUCGAAUCCGCCACCAUCUGGGUCACCGCACCUCGGCCCAUCAGGGAUUACUGGAACGCCUGCGCUUCGUCGUACCAAUUCGUUACCGGAGCGGCUCAAUCACCCUCAGCAUACGGCGGGCACAAUCCUGAGACCCGCUGUACCCGCUUAUCCCAGACGUCCUGCCGAGUCGACAAAUACCGAAGAUGCUGAGGAGGAGGAGGAGGAGACAAAGCCGCUUAUGUCGCGUACCUCAGCAGUCGUUAUGCUUCUAAUUUCGACUGGCUUGGUUGCGCUUUGUGCGGAGUCCCUAGUGGACGCCAUCCCGGAGAUGGUCGAGUCGUCCAGUGUCAGUCAAGCGUUCAUCGGUCUAAUUGUUUUGCCUAUUAUUGGUAAUGCAGCCGAGCACAUCACGGCUGUGACAGUUGCUGCGAAGAACAAGAUGGACCUUGCUAUCGGUGUUGCUGUGGGUAGCAGUAUCCAAAUCGCUCUCUUCGUUACACCUGUAAUCGUCAUCCUGGGCUGGUGUAUGGACAAACAGAUGACUCUUUACUUCAACAUCUUCGAGACUGUUGCACUUUUUGUCAGCGCCUUUGUCGUCAACUUUCUCGUCCUUGACGGUCGGAGUAACUAUCUCGAAGGCGUCCUCCUGAUUGCAAGCUACAUCAUUAUUGCGUAA